Molecule: messenger RNA, 609 nt
Organism: Colletotrichum graminicola M1.001
Lineage: Eukaryota; Fungi; Ascomycota; Sordariomycetes; Glomerellales; Glomerellaceae
Exons: 4
Coding region: 1-609 (202 amino acids)
Cellular component (GO): cytoplasm
Molecular function (GO): cysteine synthase activity; L-cysteine desulfhydrase activity
Source: RefSeq, a predicted model, not a curated record
AUGGGGUCUUAUAAAGACCGUCUGGCUAAAGGGAUCGUCGAAGAAGCCGAAUACCGGGGCGACAUCCAACCGGAAAAGCUGCGGACCAUGGCUGCGAUUGGCGCCGAGGUCGAGAACGUCCACAGCCACAACGGCAAGAUCACGCCGCACCUCUCUGCUACCAUUGUGAAACGGGCCAAAACAAUCGUGGAGGAAAACAAGGCUUAUUACGCCGCGGACCAGUUCAACAACAAGGACUGCAUCGUGCUCAAAGCUGCGCGUCCUGGUACUCGAGUCGUGGUUGUCGAGCCGUCGUCGGCACCGCCCUUGAGCCAAGGGACAAAGGGCGUUUAUGGCAUCGAAGGAAUUGGACCCGGGCUCAUACCGCCUCUGCUCGACAGCACACUAUACGAUGUGAUCCGCGCAUACCCCGAAGAGGAGGCGUACGAGAUGUGUCGCAGAGUCGCGAAAGAGAAGGGCAUCUUGACUGGCACUUCGACGGGACUCAACGACCUUGGUCCCGGAAGAGUGGUUCUUACGGUCGCGUGCGAUACGGGCUUGAAAUAUGUGAGCGGGAACUUUCAAUUACUGGAGGUAUAUUUCAUCUUUAAAGAUUUCUCUCAAAUAUAA